AUGAACUACCUGCGCACCAUAGUGUCCGAUGUGAAGCUCAAGUACAGGGCAAGUCGCGUUGUAGAUGAGUGUGUGCUCGGGCGAGAGAAGCCUGAGUUUCCAAAGUUUCUGACGGAGUGUGUAACUAUCGCGGAUGGGCACCCGGAGCUGAUCCUGUCGACCAUUCGACUCUAUCUCGUAUAUAGUCAGCCGGAGAGUGCUUACGGAGGCCUACUGCUGCUGGAGCAGCUAGUUUCGCUAUGCAACUAUGCCUUCCACUUAGCCCUGGCGAGGGAUUGCGACAUACAAGACCUCAUUAUUCACUUAGCCGUGAGGCGCGGCGAAGGUGAGGCGCAUCGGAAAGCGCAGCGACUCGCCCGCCUGACCCUGCUGGAGUACUCGCGUGUCUUCGUCGAUGAUCGCGAUUUGAUGCGGCUGUCCGGCUUAGUCUCCUCCUUUGAGCAUCGCACGCACCGGAGUUUGAUGCGGUGCCUCAACGUGCAGAAUAGGCGCGUGCGCUUUCGAGAAGUGGGGGUGAAUGACAUCGUUUUAAUCAGCCCGGAGGAGUGCCUCGGCUGCCCGAGCUCCUCUGCUGGCCGGCCUGUGAAGCCGCUGCAGCUGAGCUCGGCACCUGAAGUGUGGCCAUGUCAUGUAUGCACGUACCUCAACGCCCCGUCCGCCACAUGCUGCGCUGCCUGCGAGACACUGCGCACCACAGACACAUCGGAGCACCACUCCUCACCAGACAUGCCAUCGAAGACGUCACCUGCCUUCUCCACACCAGCCCCGACGGCGACUGCCACGAGCCCAGGAAGUCCCUCGCCCGUUGUUCCGCCGCUGCCGAUAGCCGAGAGGAGCGCGAUGGAGAGAGGUGACUCCCAGGCGUCGAGUCAUGCCAGUGUGGAGGACAUGGCUGAGACGUUUCCCAUCAACAACUUGGUCAGUACUUCCGAGGUGCAGCUCUACCCAUCUCAUGGUUCGCCGACAGUCGUGUGCGUGGCCCCGGUGCACCUGUCUCACAGCGCCACCAGCACUGCGGUGCCGGCGUACAUGUCAGACGCAUCAGAACCCAUAUCACCGUCGACAGACAGUGAGCUCAGGGAUGGGGCUGACGAAGGGGACUGCAACAGCAUCGGAGGCUCCACAGCUCACACUGUAGCAUCGCACGUGCAGGAAAAGGGAGGUUGCCGAAGCGAGUUCGAGUAUGAAAUCAACAAGGAACCGUCGGAUGCAACACGCCAAACAGUUUGCGCAACGGAGGCAACACUGUGCAGCACGGCCGCUGCGCUGCCGCUGCUUACGCGACCGAACUCUUCUUGA
This is a messenger RNA of Leishmania braziliensis MHOM/BR/75/M2904, 1299 nucleotides long. RefSeq lists its product as hypothetical. Lineage: Eukaryota; Euglenozoa; Kinetoplastea; Trypanosomatida; Trypanosomatidae. Bases 1 to 1299 code for a protein of 432 amino acids. The record is from RefSeq and is a predicted model, not a curated record. The transcript has a single exon.